This is a messenger RNA of Mirounga angustirostris (Northern elephant seal), 17240 nucleotides long. It is a transcript of the gene HOXD4, whose product is annotated as homeobox D4. Gene Ontology annotation, biological process: positive regulation of transcription by RNA polymerase II; embryonic skeletal system morphogenesis; anterior/posterior pattern specification. NCBI's taxonomy places the organism in Eukaryota, Metazoa, Chordata, Mammalia, Carnivora, Phocidae. Gene Ontology annotation, cellular component: nucleus; nucleoplasm. The coding region runs from base 14335 to 15072 and encodes 245 amino acids. The transcript is spliced from 3 exons. The record is from RefSeq and is a predicted model, not a curated record. Gene Ontology annotation, molecular function: DNA-binding transcription factor activity, RNA polymerase II-specific; RNA polymerase II cis-regulatory region sequence-specific DNA binding.
UUCUCCGGUACCUUGGGGUGGCUGUCUGCGCCCCCUGCUUCCUAAUCACUCCAUCUCUGAGCAGGCGUCCCCUGGGGCCCCGGGUGGGGUCUGGCUGAGCUCAGAAGUCGAAGGGAAGCCUCAUUUCCCCUCGAGAUUCCGAGAGGUGGAGACCGGCAGAUAGGACCCCACUGGAUCGAGAGCCCCUCAAUCCCCAACCUGGGAAGAAUCUGUAGAUGGUUCCUGGACGUCUUAGCUGUGCUGUGGGUCACUAAAGGCACUCGGUAGUAUAGAGCCGUGUUUUGCGGCUUGUCUGUGGUCAGAGGUAUCUGGGACGCUAACAGGUGUUUUUUGAGGAUUGAGGGUUGGGGCUGGGGGUGGGGGUGGGGUGGAUUCUGCGCACCCAGGAUGUGUUUGGUUUGUUAAUCUAGGCUUUGGUGAGUGAUGGUGGCUAAUUUUUAGGGUUUAUGGUUUAUUGGGCCUUAUGUAUGAGAUGGAAUUUUAAAUAUUUUUAACCGUUUCUCUCGUUCUUAGAGAAUUUUUGUAGCAACUUAAGAAAGGUUCCUCCCACAUCUAAUAAUCUAUCAGGUGAAUUUGGAUUAUUUUAUGUCACAAAAUGGAUACAUGCUCUGGGAGGGAACGGGGUCAGAAAAUCCAGUGCAGGUCUUGGGUAAAAAUCAAUAGAUAUUUAAGAAAUUCAAAGCAUGUUUAAGUUCAAAUAUUACGUGUGUUUCUUAUUUGCCAGAAUAGGAAGAGUAGGUAUUUUGCUCUCUAAAUGCCCUGUUGUGGGUUUUUGCCUACAAAUAAACGUUAUAUAGCAACAUUUUACCCUCUUCUUCAAAAUUACUGAACUGAAACAUUAUCUAUGCAUCAAAAGAAAAUACUUUGCAGGAAAAAAAAAAAAAGAAUGCUCUUUUAGCCUACCGAUUUUGAACAGCAUUUGAGGAUGCAUCUCUCAAAUUCUCUUGACUAUUCCCUCAUGAACACCUUGUGAAAUAUUAAAACCUGUGGACAAUCUGCCGCAUUGCGCAUGGGGUGGACCUGCGCACCGCUGAAUAUCGUCUCCAAAGCACCCAGCGGCAAAUCCUAAUAUUCCAAAUAUUCCUUUGUAAUCGUUUUGGCCAUAAAAGUGUUCCCAAACAAUAAUGAUAUCUGUGUAGAAAGGUAUUUUUAGUAAUUAACGAUGGGAUCACGCUGGUUUCAAAAUGGAGCGCCACUAAUUUGUGGCCAGUUGAUGCUGAGGAAUUGUGGUGGAUCACUAUGAUCUCACAAAUAAGAAAGUGUAUUUUUUAUUUGGAAUGUCUGUAUUUUGUAACUAUUUUGCCACUACGGUACAAUGGCUGUUGAGAUCAUUGUUUCAUAUUGGUAAAAAGCAUUACCUAUUGAAAAGCAGGCCCUUGGUCAGAGGCACGUAGGCCUGUCCCCUGGCAGCUCCAAAGCCUGAGGAGCCCCCUAGGUGGGCUGGGACAAGCGUGGGGGUGGGGAGGAGUUGUGGCCAUGAUGGCCAAGCCCUAGGGUUCGGAGCUUCAGUCGCUUUUCCCUGGAUUGGGUGGCUGAGUGCGACCAAGUGACUAAAAACCGAGGCAGGCUUCAGGUCCUGUUACGCAGCAGAGGGUGAGGUCAUGGGCAGAUACGGAGGACUGAAGGGUUCUUUGUAAGUCCUGUGGUAGCAUUAAGAGCUUAUUGGAACUUAAUGGUCGGUUGCAUUUAAGGGAAUAAAUAAUCUGCAAAUCACAUUUGAACUCAGGCCAGGAGAAGACUAGUUAACGCUUUUGCUACUGUUGGAAAUGCCCCCAUUGUCCAUGUUAACCCCAAUUUUAAAAAAAUUAAACUCAAUUUUUAAAAAUUAAGUAAGAAACACUUGGACUCUUAAGAGCUCACAAGCCAGGAAGUGUAACUCCCAGCGUCCUCAGCCCGAACCUCUAUCCGUUUACAGUUCAGGGAGCCACUGACAUGUCGGAGCCUCGGUGUUUUUACGGGCCAGGCUGUGAGCUGGGCUUGCACUCUUCAUGGGGACCAGGGAAAAGAGCAAAACGCGCUAUUAUAAAUGUGGCCAAGCACCAGGGCUGAAAACCAAACGUAUUUUCCUGUCAGAUGCUCCUUCAAAUAAAUAUAUUUCGCCAGAAUUCUGUUUUCUGAGCUAGAGAAGCAGGGGAAAUCGGAACAAAGACAGUAUUUCACUCUGGGCAGGCAGGCAGCUGUUAGAGGUAUUUACGGCCUUGCCGCAGUGCGGCCGCGGGGCAGGGCACGCGGGGGCACCGGAAGCUAGGGAGAAGCCACCAAGAACUCGGAAUUCCGAUUUAAGUCCAAUUUAGGGCCACUUUUCCGGAAUUGGUGUGAAUAGAUACCCUCUUUCUAGGAACGAGUCCAUUAGACUUGAUGGUUGUGCAGAAUGAGGAAUAAGUCGUGCUUUCUGAACGUAGGGUGAUUUUGCCCCGCCUCGAUUAACCACUCAAGAGAAGCAGUGUACUGGAUGUGAAAUUGCUGAUCCAAAUGACAACCUUGAGAGUGUUCAUUGGCAACAUGGCGAUUUUGUUGGCUUGGUGGAACAGGGCUUGCAAAUCAGAAAGGACGGCUGGGGGGUUUUAAUACAGGUUUUCCUGAAAAAAAAAGAAAAGAGAAAGUACGUUUCCUGCCUCUCUGAGAUGGGGCGUCCAAGCUCCUCUGCAGGUGAGCACGCAAGCAGUGCGCGCUGGCGCACGCCGCAGAGCGCUGCGCGAGCUGCUCUUACAGUUCAGUGCCCUAAGCGCCUGCCACGCACGCUCGUUGGGCGUCUGGCGCAUGUGCAGUGAAAUAGCCCAGCCCGGGGAUCCAGCCAUAAGGCACGGAUGGGGGAGGGGGCAAGUGGACUCAGCCGGAAGAUAGAACCCGAUCUCUCCACUCCCCCCUCCCUCAGUAUUCGCUGCUCAUCUUUCCUUUAUUCCAGCCUUCAAUCUAAAUAUAGCCAAACAUGUUGUCCUGGACUACGUUAUUUGCAAUCAUCUUGACUCGCCACCCCAUCCCAGUUUAAAUCUGUACUUUAGAAACAGUCUGCAAAUGCGAACUAGUGGCCAAAGGGAAGCCAGAUCUUCUUUGAAGGUGUUAAAAGUGACACAUACACGCACACACACGCACACACUUUUAACACCUUAAAAGAACAUUUUUAUGUGUGAUCCUCAGGGAAGUGUUAGUUUUUUUUUUUCAGCCUGGUGCUUCUGCUUUAGGAAAAGGCCUUUCCUCCAGGCUUCUGCUCAAACCGCUAAACUUAAGGCCAGUCCUUCAGCCGUACUAUUCCCGGACUUUGUUACGCCAGAGCAGCACGUUCGAGGGCUCUGCGGGGUCCAGCGGCUCGGCAGAGAGCGGUCAAAUAAAUAAACGGGCAAACCGGAGGGAUUUUCCGCCUGGACUCGCCUAAUUAAUGGGGGAUGCACGCUCCUGGGCCGAGAGCCUGGGGGGUAGGACGGGAGGGGGUCUCAGGAUCCUCUCGCCUUCUGGCCGCCCCAGGGGACACUGGGGGACCGGCUCCCAGCCUCUGGUGCGGGAAGAUCUCCACCCGCGCGGAGAAGCCUCAGUCUCGGGUUUUCCGGGCGGCCUCAGUCCCCCUGCUCCGCUGUCUGGCACCUUGUCCAGGAGGAGGCGCUGUAGGACAAGCGUCUUGCCCGCUGCGGCGGCGCCGGUGAUGCCCCGGGCGCGGGCGGGGGUAGGGGAGGACACGUGACUCCUCUUCCUCCUCCACCUCCUCCUCCUCCUCCUCCUCCUCCUCCGGUCGCCAAGUGCUUUGGCCUCUGUGGAGGGUCGGAGGUACUGCGCCCACCCCCAGAGGGCUGCUUCCCGGGAUGGGCAGUUUUAGGUAGACCCGAGGCCGCGGAGCCUGAAGGCAGAUUCCAGGGUGGCAGGCCACCUCACUUCCUCCGCCUUCCCGGAGGUGGCGCGAUUUCCGCGCGCUGGGCUCCUAGAAGCAGGAAACUAGGGUCCCGCGGUAGGACAAGACGUGUUUAACCAUCCCCCUCGGGCUGGGCUGCUGUUCUUGCCACUUUUCAUUACUGCGAUCCUUGGUAGCUAGAAUCCGCAGCCUUGAAAAGCACGACGUUCAGCGCCUCCCGAGGCAGGCGGACGGGCCUCGCGCUGACUCUCCUACCACAAGGCCUGGGUUCCGGGAUUCCCUCUGGGCUUCCUUGAGGCUGAGAGGGCGGAUCUCAUUGACUUUGCAGCUUGAGAACACUGCAGAUGCACAUCUCAGCCCUUUUCCACACCACCCACACACACUCCUCUCACCCCUGCGCCCAUUUCAGGACCUUGGUGGGCUCCACGGGUCGUUUCUUGCACCACUGUGACACCCAACUUCGACAGUGGGCCCCGACCCAACACCACUGAUCCUCCAUUGUCUGUUGUCAAUGCAGUCUUUUUCUUCCCUCUUUUCCGUACUUAAGGACAAUGAUUCUUUAAUAAAGACCUGCAUUCAAAUUUGUUUAUAAUUCAGGUUCCUGGGUCUCAGGCCGGACUUAAUAAAUCAUAAUAUCUGGGACCUGCAUUUUGUAAACACUCUCCCAAAAGGCAAUUAAGAAGCAUGCUUAUAUUUGCCCACUACUGAUCAAGUGUCUUUCCUGCUUCUUCUAUGGUUCUUUGGUAUCCAGGGGCCAAGUUCCCUUUACCACUCAGCAACCCCCAUAGUUCCUGGGGCUCCCUCCCUAACUGAGUUUUUAAAUGUCACUACCCUAUAGGCUGAUUAAUUGCUCCCAUUUAGGGAAGGGGACAUUGAUUUCUUGCUAACUUGGAGAUUUUCAAGAGGUGAGUAUGUUCCCAGUUCAGACCGCCUUGGUUCAAAUCUUUACCACUUACCUGCUCUGUAACAGGCAAAUAGGGCAAAUUCCCUGGGCCUGUUUCCUCAUUUGAAAAGUAGGAAUAAGAGUACCUUCAAGGUUGUUAUGAAGAUUUUUUUACUUACAUAGCAAUACUGUGUGCUGUGCGAUAUUCUAACUACCUUAAACAUUAAUUCACUGGUUAAGUACUUGAAAGAGUGUUUUGGCGCAUAACAAGCAUUCAGUACAUACUGCUUAUCAUUUUUUUCUCUUUUCUGCUCAACAUCAGGCCUAGACUUUUAGAGCUGAAAGAGACAUGGUUCACUCACCCAAUUCUUGAAAUCUACAGAGGAGAAGACAGGCAUAGGCUUGGUCACACAGGAAGUGACAGACCCAGGAGAACAUAGUUCUGGGGCGCUUCCUCUUGCUGGAGUGGGCCUCGUAGGCCCUGCUCCCUUGGGUCUCGGGUGUCUGGCAUCUGCCUGUGGGUAGACUUCAGGGAUGCAUCCAGAAGGAAAGUGCCGCUACCCCCUCAGUGGGCAGAUGGGCAGAUUGAGGAGGCCUUGAGCCCACACAGGCACAUCUGUGACUCCUACAGAAGGCUGCAGGUCUUUCCUGAGAGAGUUACCUCCACCACCACCUGUCAGUCACACCCACCAAAGCAAGUAUCCCCUUUUUAGCCUCUUGAAAUCUGGAGCAGGGUAAAAAGGCAAGAGGCCAGUGGGCAAUAGCAGAGGAUGCCAGAAGUGUCCCACUCCCUCUUAAUCUGCUUGUGUUCCAAGAUCUGGGCUCCAGGGCCAUGGUUGAGCCACAGCAAACUUGGGCCACACUGAUGUCAGCGUGUAUCUUGGAGAGGCCUUAUCCCCCCAAAUCUCCAUCAGCCUUUCCAGAUUUUUGAGAUUCUUUCUAUCUUUUUAAAAGAGCUAUGUAAAUACUAUUUCAUGCUACAACCCACGUACGUGCACAGACCCCUUGCAACCAGUUCCAACCCCUAGUCCUGGCUUCCAUGACUUGUGCUUAUAGACUUUUCCUAACAAGGCCUCCGCGGCCCUUUGCCAAGCUACUUCUCUUGGCUUACCCAGGAGUUCACCUGGGUCAGAUUUUCUCUCAAAACACAUAUAGUCUCUUUAGCUACCAACCUUGCCAGAUGAAGUUUGGCCUAUGGCAUAGGGCAGUGCUGCAAUCCCCAGCCAUCCCCGACUCCCGUGCCAUCUAAGCUCCACUCUUGUUUCUCAAAGUACUAAGAUGGCCAUCCCAGGCCCUACCCUUCUUGGGACCCCCGGAGCCUUUUCUAGCCCCCAGCUCCAUCAUCAAAGGCCCUGUCUCAGGGCCCAUUCAUUUGGAUCCCAUCUCUCACUACUGGAGUUUUCCUCUGGGGUCACCUUUUCUUCCCAGAGGACACCAAGCCAGAACUCCGAUGAGCAGACUCCAUUGUAGGAGGUAGGGUUGAGGGUAGUGGGAGAAGUGUUCCUUUUUAAGUGCUGGAGUAUAGUGCCAGGAAGAUGGGAUUAUAUUUCUCUCCUGCUUGGGACUCCCUGCUCAGCUCCUCUCUGGCUGUACCCCCAUCCUGAGUUCCCAAGUACCAGGCCUAGGUAGUCUUCUUCUUCCAUCUGCCCCCUACCUAGGGGGUUCAUUCAAAGUCCCAUCCCUACCUAUCCUGGUUAUGCAGACACUUAGUUUAAGAGGAGAGCUCAAAACUGCCUCUGGGCAAGAGGCCUCUUAAAAGUCAAUGUCAGACUAUUCUUCCCUGGGGGCCACAUAGCAAGGGCCCUUAGAGUGGACAGAGGGCAGACCUCAUUACACCUGGAGUGUAGCUGAUACCUGUUGAUGCCCCUUCACUUUCUCCUCCUUCCUGGGAGCUGCUCUGGCUUCUAGGUUGGUGGAGCCCUACCAGGGACCCUACCUCAUGGGAGCUUUCUGGGCAGGAAUUCCCAGGGGCCCUUUUCAGCCAAAUGCGGAGGGAUAGUGCCCAGAGUCCCGCUUCUCCCCAAAAUGAAUUCAUUGCAGGUUUUAAAGAAGGCUUCAACCUCUCCUUCCACACCUCUUCUUCUGUUACUUCUACCACCACCAUUGAAACUCCUUGAGAAAACUCCAACACAUUGGUCCAAGUUAGUAUGCUGUUCCCCCUGACGCUCAGCCUUCUUCUUAGACCAAGUUUGUUCCUUCUUUUCCCCACUCCCUCAUUCACAGAAGCCCAGGACACUGGGAGCUUGGGGGCAAGGGAAGACUGUAGGAAGGUGGACAUUCUCUCCUUAAUCAUGUUGUCUGGCUGCCCUAAGAUUAGAAAGUAAUUGAAGAUAUCUGCCUCAAUGUCUUCCUUUCCUCCUUUUUCCUCUGCAUGGCUGGUUACUUUCCUGUUAUCAUCUCAAUAUACAGAAUAGGCUGUGUCAUUUUAUUCAUCUUCUUGUGUGAGCCACAGUGAAGACUGCAAGCAAGCCCAGGCACCGUCCUUCAUUGCCAUUCAUUUAAAAAGUAUCUACUGAGCCCAGAUCAGGCACCUGGCAUUGUUUCAAACAACCACCUCCUCAGCUCGGUCUCCUCCUUGCACCCCACCCCCCAUGAAAAGCUCACACAAUUGCCUAGAAAGUCACACAUCCUUUGAUUAAUUCUGUUUUAUUAAGGAAAAAUAAAGCUGUUCUCCAUCUCUCAAAUUCUAAGUAUUUUUUUUACGGUGGAUUAACUGGGACUAAUUUUUAAGCUGCUCACCUAAUCCUAACAGAAUCAGAAAUCAUUUUUUAAAGGGUUGCUUUUUACUCAUAUUUUUAAAAUGGAUACUACCAACUGUAAAAGAAAAAGGUCCUCCUAAGGGGCUAAGAAAUAAAUGCCAUAUAGUCUGAGCUAACAGCUCCCGUUUUCCGCUAAUGAAAGUCAAAUCAGGAAAUGAGUUCAGAAAUACCCAGAGAAUGGGUGGAAGUUAGAAUGCAAAGAGAUCUUUGUAGAGAGGGAUCUCAUUCAUGGGCUUGGUAGGACUUGCUGAGAACUUCGGCAACUGAAUUUGAUUUAGAAAUCAUGUGUGUGUGCGCGCGUGCUCUACAAACCUACACAUAACUCCCAUUCUUUUCAUCAGAAUAGUCAAAAUCAUACAUGUUUUCACACUGAUUGGUAGAAACUCUGGUGGGCCAUGGAAGGGUGCUGGGAGUCAGUUCUUUCUUUAUGUAUCCCCCUUGGUGGGAGCUGGGGGCAUCUUUCCCACCCCCAUCUAGCCCAGCACAGAAUGUCACAUUCUCCGGUAGAGCGGUAGAGCUCGGGCCCAAGCUCCUUUUCUGGGCUUUCUCAGCAGGAGAGCGCACUCCCUCCUCCUCUCUUAGGCUCACCCUCUUUUGGGAGUGGCAGUGUGGGGGCGUAGCAUUUCACUCAGGUUUGGGCGCAGGGACCAUGAGCCCCUGGCCCUGUGGGAGCAGGGACAUCUGACUUCCUGGGCUUGGGUUCCUUGAGAACCUCAUUUGCUUCCUCACACCCUGUCUCCUUCACACCAAGGCUGUUUUAUUGUUUUAUAACCUUCUUUUAGAGCUUCAGUUGCCAAAGAUCCCGAUGGGGCUAUUCUCCAGUUUCUCACUUUACCAAACCCCAAGUCUUGCUGUUUUAAGCAGUUUGGUCACUUGCAAAGGCUCCCCUUUCAGAGCCAAGCAAAUUAUAGAAACCUCUAGGCAUGUGGCUACCUUCACCUUUCUCACUGAGCCCAUCCACAACAAUACAGAGCCAAGUGUUAACCCCAAAUGCCACCCCCACCCCAAGCCCACCCAGCCUCUCCCUAACCACCCUUUUUUUCUGUUGAAGUUUGAACAAAAUCUCAAAUAAUUCCUGGUAUAAGCAAGUAAGGAGUAGCCUUUGACUUGCCUUUUUAUUUACCACAUCUAGAGCUAGAGAAUGAUUGAAAUAAAGGAGUUGAUGGUACUCACAGUGAAUGCAGCCAAAGAAUCAUAAGACAUGCCCACCAACCAGUCUUUUCGAAAUAGCACUAUCUCCCAGCUUAAACAGACUUCUCUGAAAAGAUGCUAUUUGAAAAGCCCAGGGUAUUGAUAUGAAUAUGAUCCCCCUUGCAUCCUGAAUAUUUGGAACUAUUUAAAUGUGAGAGAACAGUUGCAGUGAACCUUUAUUUAGUGAAUAAAAGUUUAAAGCCGAAGGUUAUUUAUGGUUGUGCAGAGAUGAGACCUGAGUGGCUAUUUACGAGCACGUGAUUCCAAUAAACUUUGUUUUAUGGCUUGAGAGUUGACAAGCCAAAAUAUAAUUCCCACCAUAAAUUAGGUUAAGAGCAUACAAGUGCAGAUGCUUGGUUCUUGGAGGAGCGAUAGGGAAGUGAGAGGCUCCAGCUAGCACCAGGCUCAGAAGGAGACAGUUCUACUCCCAGUUCCCUUGCCCACUAGGAGAGAAAACCAGUAAGUCACUUACUACUUUUUCCAGGACAGCUCCAGGGGUGGGGGAUUUCUCUGCCUUCUCUUUCCUGCCUGGGGUGAAGAGAAGUCCCAGAGAAGUUAAUUUUCAUUUUAGCCUAAACCUCACUUAACAAAUAGAAUGGGAAUCCCGGUUUCCUCCCCUCCCUUCUGGACACAGAAAGUUAGGAACUGAGGGCUCCUACCUCACAAAAGGGACUUACUGUCUCUCUCCUCCUACUAAUGGAGCAUCUGCCUCAGACGUGGAAUUACACAGUGGUAGUCUAGGUGGAGAGAGUGCGAGAGUGGGGGAGAAAGGGGGAGGGAGGGAAAGGAUGAGGAUGGAGAGGGCUUUGCCUCUGAGAUUUCUCAGGGAAGACUGCCAUCCUAGAAUAGAUGAAAACUUAAAGCUGGACACCAGCCCCUGUGAGGAGCAUGGCUCUGUAAGGUUGCUUUGUGGGCUCUCCAGUAGCAAUGCUUGACAAAAUGCUGUCACAUCCAGAGAGCUGCGGAACAAUCUAAAGCAUUGCCAUUUACCUUCAAACCCAUCGAUUUUCCUCCUCCUUUGGUUAUCAUUUGGGUCCCCAUUUCCCUUGGAAAUUGUUCUUUGUUUUGAAUUGGAGCAGAAGUGGGAAGGCAAGUCCCAGUCGUGCCUGGCCCUUCUUUGGAAAGGAGAAGACAGGUUUUGGGGGCGCUAGUUGGGGCUGGGGAAUUUGAAACCAAUCUGAAACUGGGAAAGGGGGUUGAAUUGCGCCCAGCGCGAGGCAGACGGGGAGCUGGGGCAGGGGACAGAUGCAGCGGCCGCCCCCUCCCCAGUGGACUUGCGCCCACCCGGCCGAUUGUGUAGAAGGAAACACACAAAGGCCCAUUUUCUCCUCGCUUCCCGUUUUCCCACUGGGGAAACCCUGUUACAGGCAGCCUGAGUCGGGCCAGGCAACCAGUAAGGUUUUGCCCAAGGGUGCAUGGAGUGGGGGAGGUGACGGGGGCCAUACUCUCCUACUGCCCGGGUCUGCCCUUGAGGACUGCGGUCUCGCGCUCCGCGGAGAACUUGGCGCAGUUCCUGGGGGCGGCACCCGAAGCGGGGCGGUCUGGGUAUUGGUGGGGUGCCUGGGCCUUGUCAUUUUUCUGUAUAUCCUCUACCUCUGCUUUAUUAUCCUGUGGAAUUUAAGUGACCCCCGUUUUCAUUGCAACAGGUUCGGGGCCGUGAGAGACUGCCGCUGUAAGUACCUUCCCGUUUCUUCCGAACUGCGAAGAGGCGGUAUUGAUAACUGGGGAGGUGUUGGCGGAAGGGCCGCGCCAGAAGACUGGGCGGGUGGAAGGGCGGCCCUGGCCGCCCUGGCCUGGCGGUGCGAGGCGAGCUCUCUUUGGGAGUGGAGGCUCUAAGUUGUGCUCCUGGAUAGAUUUCCUGGGGCCUAGUUCACAGCCACCCAACCAAGAGAACACACCGCAGGCUCUCGCCCCUGUCUCCUUGGGCCUCUCUAGGCCUCCCCAGCUCGCACAGGUGCAGCUCCGCUGCCGCCCUGCGCUUCUGUUAAGAGCUUGCAGCUAAUUAGCAGCCCGCCCUAUUAACGAGUUUUGAGUUUCGGCGAGCAUCGCUUUCUGCUUGAACCAGCCUGCUAAACGCCAGAUCAACGCGGUUCCCCUCCGCAGCCCAGCCUAGCUUAACCCGGUCCAACCUGGCCCAACCUUCUCUUCUCUUGUUUUGUUCUGUUUUUAAUAAAAAAGAAGAAAGAAAAACGUAACCCUCUACGGCUGCGGGUGUGUGAAGUUGGUCCGCUUCCGGGAAGGGCUGCGAAUUCUGAGCUUUAGGUGGAAAUCCCUCCCCGCCCCUCCCCCGCGCCAGCCCCAGAGGUUUGGGCUCUGGGCUGGGGACACCGGCUGAGCAAGGCGGGAGGGAUACGACCAUUCUGGUUCACCUCUGCUCCUCUGGAGCUGCAGUUCGAGAAUUUUCGCGCCAGAGCCGCUAGUGUUGCAGGCAAACGUCGUGGUGGUGGUGGUGGUGGUAGGGCUGCGGUGGGGGGCAGAGAUUCUUGGGGACCUGGGCUCAGAAGUUUGGAUCUUUCUGAGUUGCCUGUGCUGCGGAAGACAGGUACAUUUCUGAGGCGGCCUGUGAGAUCUCCAGAAGGGCUAGCCCAUUAAGGUGAUGGUAGUGGCAGAAGAAUUAAGGAAGAAACAGUGAGGCUUCCCUCACUGCAAAAUGGAGAUUAUUUUAUUUUAAUGGGAGAUAGAAUGGAGGAGGGCUAUAGAAGCCAGGCACCCUUCCUCUCUGGUGAGACACCCUUUGCUAGGGCUUGGCUCUGGGCCAGGUUUCUCUGCCCCCCCAGGGUGAGCAACCUACUUGACUUCCUGGGGGCUGUGUUCCUCCCCAGAAGUGGAGAUUCUGCCCAGUUCAUAGUUCCCCUCUAUUAAUCAGGCUGGCCCAAAUGAAACCAGCUCUGGGCUCCAGGCUGGAAAAUCUGGUGUCCCCAGGACACCCUGGUUUUGCCCCCUUUCUGCCACUGCCCCUGCUCUGGGUGCUUAUCUCUGCCAGUGCUCCUCGCUUGCAAACCCACAUUCGGCACCCUGUAGCUGAACACAGCACAAAAAGCCCGAGAGAUCAAAAGCAUUUGUAUGGGCAGUUGAGCGGGAGGUGAAUAUUUAACGCUUUUGUUCAUCAAUAACUCGUUGGCUUUGACCUGUCUGAACAAGUGGAGCAAUAAGGUGAAAUGCAGGUCACAGCGUCUAACAAAUAUGAAAAUGUGUACCCUCACCCGGAUCCCCACCCAGCCCAGCAGCCUCCCCCAAUUUGUCUGGGUAAAGCCUAGGCCCAGUGUCCCCAGGCAGGUGGGUGUGUGGGAGCGCUGGGCAUUAGGGGAAGUUGGGGGGAACCCCCCCCUGAACAAGGGAAUUUGGUAUGGGGUAGCCUCGGACUCUCCUUAGAUUUGGCACCCAGGAAAUCCCUACGAAAUAGCCAAAGCCCUGGAACCAAAGGAUGGAGGGGGUGAGGUGGGGAGUGUCCAAAGUGCAGAGUAGAAGCAGGGAGCCAAUUUUGCCAGGCUGGGGGGCAGAGGGGAGUUUCCCUGCUCUACCCCACCAGAUCCAGGAUAAGGCUGAAACUAAUUUUUGAAUCAUAAGGGAGAAAACCAAAACAAUCAAAAAAAAAUUUUUAACACCUCUGGCCUACGGUCAGAGAUCCAAAAGCCCCUCUUGAGCCCGGGCAUCCUUCUGCCCCUGAAGCCCAUCCGGGCCCCGAGUGUGUCUGUGUUCUUCGUGCCCCAGACGGGGGGAUGAGCCCUAGACGGCGCUGGGGCGGGUGCAGUUCCUGAACUUUUGUACUCUUGUGUGGUGCUGUCGGCAAAGCAGAAAUAAUGAAACUUUGUGAUAUGUUUGUAAAUGAUUUCAAAUGACCCCUCGCCCUGCCCUUCACCAUUAGCGCGCCGACCCUAGCCCAGGGCAGCUCCGUGCCUGCAAGCAGUGCCUGCCGCGGGGUCUGCAGCAGCGGGACAGAGCGGCCAGACGGGCCCAGGGCCCAGGAAGGUAAAUGGGAGACUUCUGGGAGAACGAGCUUUGUCAGCCAACCUGGCUUGCUCCCACACUGGGGAAAAAAGAAUGGGUGGAGGAUAUUCCCCUCUUGCAUCUUUUCUUCUGCCUCUGAGGGCGUUUGCACCUUUCAGGAAAAUACCACUUGAUAAGGGGGGGGGUAGCUGGAUCUGGAGGGGGGGUAAUAAAGCUGCCAUUUCCAGGAUGGAUUAUUUUUUCUUCUUUUCUUGUCUUUCUUUCUUAAGAAGACUGUCCCGUCUCCUUGGCUGCUCAGUCACUCCAGCCCUGGUACAAGGAUGGGGAACUCGUUGCUGCAAAUUUUCACCAAGCUCUCCAAGCUACCUGAACCCUCUCUGAAAGUGCGAGGAGCUGCGUCGGGCUGGUGAUGGCUCCGAGGAAGAGGCCGGGGCUGCCAGUGGUCUGGGUACCCACUCUGGGUGGAACCUGGAACUAGUAACGUUGUCUAUAUAUACCCUGUAGAACCGAAUUUGUGUGGUAUCCACAUAGUCACAGAUUCGAUUCUAGGGGAAUAUAUGGUCGAUGCAAAAACUUCAUGUUUCUCCGAAAUGGCCAUAGUCAGAAGCAGAGGCCAGAGGCAGCCGGGCGCGGGUCAGUUUUCUUUCUGUUUUAUUACCUUAGACUCCAGGAGGAUGGACUGAGCCUGGUGCCAUAGUGGAGUCUUCGCCUCGAGAAGCCCCGCAUAGGCUCCCGUGUAAACCCUUAAUUAGUUGCAUGAAUGCAGGGCCAAAGGGCUAGCUUUUGGGGGACUGGGGAGCAGGGUGGAAGGCCAGGUAGCCCCAGCCCCGAUUCUGCCCUGAAGGAGUAUGAGGUGAGGUCAGAGGCUGCCAGUGAGGGGGCUCACUGGUCAUUGACCGCCAUGUGGGAAGAAGGCCAUUUAGGAAGAAGGAGUGCAGGGUCCUUUGGAGCCCAUCUGGGUGAGGUGGGGGUGCCAACACCACCUUCCAGGCCCACCCCUCAGCUGCAUGAGCUGGGGGUGGGGAGGCGGGUAGCAGUCUUGCCAUACCUGAAAGACCGGCUUGGGCUAGAAACACUCCAGCCUGGGCACUCACAGAAAGCUUGGCAGUUACUCAUUGCCUGAUUUGAUUCAGGCCGGCCAGAUUGUUGUAACUUUUGGGUGACCCUGAUGAAGACAAAGCCAGGACUCGGCCUUUGUAUGGCAGAGUCCCCGCUCCCGCGGGCGGGAGCCCUGCCUGCCUGGGGUACUCCGCCUAACUCAGAGGCUGCCUCACCCACCCGCCUGGUGGUAUUCUGCAGCCUGACAGAUUUGGGGUUUCAUUCCCCCCAUUGAACUGUGCCCAUUUUGGGGGGCUGUUUUCAGGCGGGGGUGCGUGGAGAGGGCACUCGAGGUUAACAAAGUCGGUGGCAGACAAAAGCUGGGAUUACCUGCCAGGAAUGAGGCUGCUGGGGAUUAGAGAACUACAGUAACAUCUGGUGGGGGCCUUCAAAUGUGCCAUGGCGAGUCACUGGAUCACACGUAUGUUAUUUAGUUGAAUUUGUGAAAAUUAUGAGAUGCUCACCAACCCGGUGAUAAACUCGCUCCCUCGCUAUUGGCUGGCCCGGUCACAUGGCCGCCAACUUUAUUCAGUUGACAGCAAGUAGGAGGGCCCUAUGGAAGGAGAAAAAAAGACAACACGAGAAAAAUUAGUAUUUUCUACCUUCUGAAAUUAAUGGCCAUGAGUUCGUAUAUGGUGAACUCCAAGUAUGUGGACCCCAAGUUCCCUCCGUGCGAGGAGUAUUUGCAGGGCGGCUACCUAGGCGAGCAGGGCGCCGACUACUACGGCGGUGGCGUGCAGGGUGCAGACUUCCAGCCCCCGGGGCUCUACCCACGGCCCGAGUUCGGUGAGCAGACCUUCGGAGGCGGCGGCCCUGGGCCCGGCUCCGCGCUGCCCACACGGGGUCACGGGCAAGAAGCCAGUGGCCCCGGCGGCCACUACGGAGCCCCAGGAGAGCCGUGCCCCGCGCCCCCCGCGCCCCCGCCCGCGCCCCUGCCCGGCGCCCGGGCCUGCAGCCAGCCGGGCGGCCCCAAGCAGCCGCCCCCCGGGACGGCACUCAAGCAGCCCGCCGUGGUCUACCCGUGGAUGAAGAAGGUGCACGUGAAUUCGGUGAACCCCAACUACACUGGCGGGGAGCCCAAGCGGUCCCGGACGGCCUACACCCGGCAGCAAGUCCUAGAACUGGAAAAGGAAUUUCAUUUUAACAGCUGCUCCCGGCCAACAUUUGCAGCCUCUGGCCAAGGACCACCACACGGACCUGACGACCUUAUAGACGUGGGGACCCUGGGCCCAUUCCUCCCUGCGCUCCCGGCUGAGCCGAAGCUGCGGGGGCAGGCCGGGCUUGCUGUCACCUCCCUGGGCUCUAAGGUACUGUGGGGUGGACCUGGGACACGCAGGCCGCCCUCGGACUAGGUUAGCAUCCUGCCCGAGGGCAGCCCCCUCCCUCCCUGGAGCGGGAUGGGGGUGGGAGGGGGGCGGGAUUCUCUCUCUGAGUACAUUAUCAUAUGGCAGGAGCUACUGAGAACAUAAACCUUGGCCAGUUAUUAAACUUAUGAAAAUCUCUGCUGUUGGAUUUUGAAUUUGCAAAUGAAGGUUGGAUACUUUAUCCCAGCUUGAAUCUGAACAUCCUCCCCCACCCCACCCCUCCAGGGAUCUUUGUGGUUUAAUAAUGUGGGGGAGUUGAGGCAGAAGGUUGGCCGCCCUGUGCUAGCUGCUUUCAGGGGAAACAGGAGAGCUGGGCCAGGAUUUCUGAACUUUCUGGGUUAUCUGUAUAAUUUCCAGUGUGAGAAAAAGUAUUUUGCUCCCAGUGGCCCCAUGCCCAAAGAAACGAGUCUAAGAAGAAAGUGGAAACGGGUUAUUUUAUGUUUAGAUUAUAUUUGCUUAAAUAUUUAUUUGUUGGGGGAUGGGGAACAGAAAUAACUGACAUCUUAAUGCCAAAAAUCUUGAGACGGUGAAAGGGGCUGAGUUUCAGGGAGGAGAAUCAGAGAUGCGUGGACUAACUUCUGGCUCUAAGCGGCAUUUUGAACUCCACCCCCCUCCCCACUCCCCGGAAAUGUGUGUAGGGGGCCCUUAACUCUUUUAGAAGGAAGCAAAGGGUCCACUCAGAGUUGAGUUCUUGAAAAUAUAUUUCCACAUGUGCUUUUUUCAGCACUGUGCUUACAACUAGUUCUGGGUGAUUAAAGAAAAGGGAAAAGAAAGAAACAAAUGGUCCAACAUUUUUCCUUCUGGGGAAAGAAAACAAAACCUCUAUGUUCUGGGUCAUUAGAUAAUGACUGAAUUUUCUGUUCCAACUGGAUUCCAAAUGCUGGAUUCCAAAUAACCCAUAUAGCAGUUUUCUUAUAGGAAUUGGUGUACGCCUAUAUGGGAGAGGGGGUGUGUAGUGGGGAGAAAAUGGGAAAGUAGGGGAAUCUUGCUUUAAAAAGGAGAGAGAAAACUAAUUGAAUCUAGAAGUCCACAAAAGUUGGUCUUAGGGUUUUUUUUUUCCCUGAAGUUUUUAUUUUUUAAACAGAUGUAAGGAAGUUUUUCUCAACACAUGAAUUAGAAGCAGAAAUUGUAAAAGUAUAAAAGUUUCAGGCCCUCUUCCUUGCCUUAAAGAAUGGUGGUUUAAGAACAAUCACUCUCAAACAACAAGAGUGAUGUUCUUCAGUCAUUUUUCUUAUGCCUUGCCUGAGAAGGGUUCAAAGCUCAUUUUUCUAAAAUGCUGACCCUUAAGGAUAAGGGGGGAAGGAGUCAAAGGUAAUCGCCAGAGUUCAUAUACUCAAAUGAAACAAGACUUUGGAAGUUUAAACCCCAAAGCCUCGGGCUCCAAAAAGAAACCCCUGGUUGUAGCUACAGAAAAGUGACAAAAGGGGGUGGGGGGGGAGGGAUGAGCUUGAAAGAGAGAUUCAGAACUGGAGGUAUUUUUUUCAGGGCUUCAGAACACUUUAGAAGGUGCGGAGGUAAUUUUUUAAAAUAUAUUUAGGUGGAGGGAGAAAAAAGAGUUUUUCUGCACGCAUGUUCUUUGGUGUCUCCUGAGAGCUGAGAGCAGGUAUUCACUGGAGUCCCUAGGCUGAAAUUCCACUUCUCUAAAGUAUCUUCCAAGCCUUGGUCUUUUGUAUUAGACCCUGGGGACAGCUCUUUGUUCCUCCUUGGGGUGAGCCUGGCUCUCAGACUUGCACAUGGCAAUACUUGAAUAUCGCCACGUCGGGAUAUUAAAGAUGGAUAUUCCUGCAUUAUUCGCAUCAUUGUUUCUAUGACAAAAAGCAAAGAGUCCAUACAUAGUCAAGACGUCUUUUUUUCUGACGCCCUCACGUUGAGAAGCUGAAAAGGUAUUUUACUGAAGUUCGGCUAAAUUACAGAAUCAGGUUCAUCCAGAGGACAAAUUUUCUAUUCGAUUAGCUGUAUUUCAGCCGGGAGGACUGACCUCUAAACCCUUAACCUUUUGGACUCUAACUACCCUUCUCUUCUUUUUUUUCCCCUCUAACAUGGAGAGCAGUCUUUGGAUGUAGCAUUUGAAAAGAGCCGCUUUGGUUAGGCAAGUUGGAAAGUGGCUAAGAUUCUUUCCUAAGGCCCAACUCUGUGAAUAUAUUGAACCUUCUCCU